Messenger RNA from Malania oleifera, 1797 nucleotides. Its product is annotated as nuclear transcription factor Y subunit A-1-like. Gene Ontology annotation, biological process: regulation of transcription by RNA polymerase II. Lineage: Eukaryota; Viridiplantae; Streptophyta; Magnoliopsida; Santalales; Ximeniaceae. Gene Ontology annotation, molecular function: DNA-binding transcription factor activity, RNA polymerase II-specific; RNA polymerase II cis-regulatory region sequence-specific DNA binding. The record is from RefSeq and is a predicted model, not a curated record. The transcript has 8 exons. Gene Ontology annotation, cellular component: CCAAT-binding factor complex. The coding region runs from base 393 to 1514 and encodes 373 amino acids.
UUUUUUAUUUUAUUUUUUUCCUCUCUUGAUUCUGAUUUUUUUGGAAAAGUUUUGUGCUUGGUUGAGUUUUUGGCCUUCGUGCGUUGAAAUUGAGUGUGAUUUUGGAAUGAGAGAUUAUCGUUUUCUCCUUGAAUCUUGGGGGCUUCAAAGGUUCUUCUAACUAUUUGUACAUUUUAUGGGAGUGAUUUCUUUGGGGUUUGAUUUUCGGAAUGUGGAAUUGAUCAGUUUGAGGAGUUUGAGUGAGUGAAGAAGUUGUGAUUUUUGAGGGUUAUGUUGACGCCUAGGUGAUGGAUAAUGUUUCAGCUGCUGGGUUUGUUUGGUCCGAAAACUGGUGGAGAAAGUUCAAUGAAGGAUUUGGACACUGACAUUAUUCCUGGAUAAAGUAGAGAAUAAUGCUGGCAAAACCCAAAAAUGUUGAUCAGUGCCUGGAAACAGAUUCACAGAGUAUUUUGCCAUCGACAAUCUACUUGCAACCUUGGUGGUGUGGUAUUGGCAAUAAUGCGAUCUCCCCAAAUGUCUUGGUUGAUGGCACCUCAAAAGCAUCCUCAGUAGAGCUCUCGAAUGGUUCUGUCACAACAGGAUCUAUUCCACUACAGCUGAAUGGCAGAUCAGAUGAUGGAGCUACUGUUAUUAAAGAAAGAAUGGUCAAUGUAGCACAGGAAUCUGGAAUGGAUCAAAAUAAUGGGCAGGCACAGCAACAUGUCGAGCAUGUUACAUCCUCAACUUCAAAAACUCUGGGUGAACCACUUGAACGGAAUCCACAAAUGGAACUUGUUGGUCACUCAAUUGUGUUGACAUCAUGUCCAUACCCGAAUUCGCAUUAUGGGGGGAUCAUGACACCUUAUGGACCACAGAUGUUUCCUCAUUUUUUUGGGAUGCAUCAGCCUAGAAUGCCUUUGCGCCUUGAAAUGGAAGAGGAGCCUGUUUAUGUAAAUGCAAAGCAGUACCAUGGAAUUCUUAGGAGAAGACAGUCACGUGCUAAGGCUGAAUUGGAAAAGAAAAUGAUAAAAACUAGAAAGGUGAUGUGCUUGGCUUCAAAAGAUGUUAAACAAAAUAUUCUUACUGGUUUGAAUCACAUUGUCUGCAUGUCCAUUUGUAAGCCGUAUCUACAUGAAUCUCGUCAUCGACAUGCUAUGAGAAGGGCAAGGGGUUGUGGAGGCCGUUUCCUCAACACCAAGAAGCUCAAUGGUAACGUUACAGAUCCUGCGGCAGAAAAGGAACCAGGUUCUACUGCAAUCCUUUCAUCACAAUCUGGCAGCUCAUUAGGCUCUGAGCACUUGUGGCCUGGGUGUGCAGGAAAUUUCAAUUCCUCUGCUGAUGGCCAAGAAGAGAAAGGACCUAUGAUUCAUGGCAUGCCUAAAGAAAGUUUCCCUAUUAGCAACGGGAAUGGCUACAAUCUUUUAUCAACAAACCAUUCACCCUCGAGUGAAAGUGAAAAUGCAGGGGGCUGCUAUGGUUGGGAGAGGGGAGGAAUCCUGGAUAAACGGGGCGUCACAUUCAGCCCUCCCCAUUAAAUGAAAAUUUUGCGUGCCCCCUUCAGUUUGGUGUGCCUGUAGGUUUGGCCCAUUCAACCUCAACUGGAAUGCUCUUCCUCUUUUUGUGGUGUGCCUCGGGCAAGUCAUUCUUGGCUCAAGUUACCAGUAGGUAUUGGGUGAACUGAGAGAGGAAGAUAUAAUACCAUUCUCUACCUUUUAUGCCUUCUGUAUAAAGUAUCAAACCCACCAAGUAGGAAAAUAGCUUGUGAAAUAGGGGAACAUACACAAUUAGAAUCAAAUGCUUAAGUUCAUGUCUCAAAAA